Molecule: messenger RNA, 1208 nt
Organism: Cervus elaphus (red deer)
Lineage: Eukaryota; Metazoa; Chordata; Mammalia; Artiodactyla; Cervidae
Gene: CAPSL
Product: calcyphosine like
Exons: 6
Coding region: 74-622 (182 amino acids)
Molecular function (GO): calcium ion binding
Source: RefSeq, a predicted model, not a curated record
UCUUCCCAGUUGCAAGAGAGAGCGUCCACAGUUUCAGUUCAAAGCAACUGGUGGCAACAGGUUAGCUUUUAAGAUGGCAGGAACCGCACGCCACGACCGAGAGAUGGCGAUCCAGGCCAAGAAGAAGCUCACCGUGACCACUGACCCCAUCGAGAGGCUCCGCUUGCAGUGCCUGGCCAGGGGCUCAGCGGGCAUCAAAGGGCUUGGCAGAGUGUUUCGAAUUAUGGAUGACAAUAACAACCGGACCCUUGAUUUCAAAGAAUUUGUAAAAGGGUUAAAUGAUUAUGCUGUGGUCAUGGAAAAGGAGGAAGCAGAAGAGCUUUUCCGGAGGUUCGAUAAAGAUGGAAAUGGAACAAUAGACUUCAAUGAAUUUCUUCUCACAUUAAGACCUCCAAUGUCCAGGGCCAGAAAAGAGGUGAUAAUGCAAGCUUUUAGAAAGCUAGACAAGACUGGAGAUGGUGUGAUAACAAUUGAAGACCUUCGAGAGGUGUACAAUGCAAAACACCAUCCAAAGUAUCAGAAUGGUGAAUGGACGGAGGAGCAAGUGUUCCAGAAAUUUCUGGAUAACUUUGACUCACCGUAUGACAAAGAUGGAGUGGUCCUGGAGAUGUCCCUCAACUGAAAUGGUUUCAAAAGAAGACUUCUUGAACUAUUAUGCUGGUGUUAGUGCGUCUAUUGACACCGAUGCCUAUUUCAUUUUAAUGAUGAGAGAAUCCUGGAGAUUAUGACUUUUGUCUAUUAAUUCUUUUGCAAAUCAGGGACUUUCAGAGAAUGGAAUGAGUUUGAAAGAAGUCCAAUGCUGUAGAUUUUGAUAAACUGAAGUUUCUGGGAGAUCUGGAAGUUUAAAAGCAAUAGAUCUUCAGUCAUCUUAUUUCUUUACCUGGAACAUGUUCAUUUCCUUAAAUGCCUGAGGAUCUGUUUUCAAAUCAGAAAUAAAGGAAAGAAAGAAGGAAGAAAGAAAACUGUGAAGUGAAACUGAGAGGUGUUUCUUAGUGAAAUAAUGCCCUUGUUAUAGUUGUGCCUCUUCUAGAUGUAAAUGUAGUUGUUUGUCUACACCUUCACUUUAUCUGCUGUCUUUGGAGUCUGUAGUAGAAGGUGAUAAUAAAAGAAUUGGAGGAAAAUCCAUCCUUGUAAAAUUUCCUGAGCUUACUCCUUUUAAUAUUUCUCUUGGUGAAUACUUUACAAAUAAAAUUUAUUUUAUUCUGAAA